Messenger RNA from Anisakis simplex (herring worm), 216 nucleotides. The record is from the annotation of a GenBank genome assembly. NCBI's taxonomy places the organism in Eukaryota, Metazoa, Nematoda, Chromadorea, Rhabditida, Anisakidae.
CCGUGCCUAUUUCAGGUUCAUUCAACAAAGGUGAAAGAGAUGGCCUCAGAGACGAUCUGUCAUGAGCUAUCGCAUCAAUGGUUCGGUGACACGGUCACUGCGCAGUGGUGGAGUGACUUGUUCUUGAACGAGGGAUUCGCAACCUAUUUUCAGACUAAAUCACAACUACUCGCCGAGCCAGAACAAGCCGAUUUCUUGGUUCGUUUUCCAUUUUAG